AUGCCGGGCCUUUCUGCCACCACCGCUGCAUUCUCUUGCAUCUUCGUCCUUCUCGGCUGUCAGAGGAGCCUUCCUUUGGCUUCCGGAGCCACUGCCUCCACGCGGCGACUGUCGGACACGAUAAAUAUUGGAUUCCUAGCUGAAUAUUCCCAGAUGCGGGUGACCCUGGGCGGACUGCCACUCGCCAUCGAAGAUGUGAACAAGAACCCAAACCUGUUGCCUGGAAAAAAGUUGGACUUUAAGCCCGUUGACAUUGGCCACAAAAUGAGCGCCUAUCGCGUGAAGCCUUUGAGGGCGAUGACACAUAUGCGGGAAAUGGGCGUGACCGCGUUCAUCGGUCCGGACGAGAGUUGCACCACGGAGGCUCUGCUGGCAUCGGCCUGGAACACUCCGAUGCUUUCCUUCAAAUGUUCCGAUUCAAUUGUCUCGAACAAAAGUACAUUUCAUACCUUUGCACGAACGUUAGCUCCGGCCUCCAAGGUGUCCAAGAGUGUAAUCAGUCUACUGAACGCCUUUCAUUGGAACAAAUUCUCAAUAGUUGUCAGCUCGAAGCCCAUCUGGGGCUCGGAUGUGGCUCGGGCCAUUCAGGAAUUGGCGGAGGCAAGAAACUUUACCAUCAGCCACUUCAAACAUAUUUCCGACUAUAUACCAACCACAAAAACCCUUUCGCAGAUCGAUAAAAUAAUCGAAGAAACCUAUUCGACCACUCGCAUCUAUGUGUUCAUUGGGGAGCACAUUGCCAUGGUGGACUUUGUGCGGGGACUCCAAAACAGAAGGCUUCUCGAGAGCGGGAACUACAUAGUGAUUUCCGUGGACGACGAGAUCUACGACUCCAAUCGGAGGGUUAACAUUAUGGAACGUAAUUAUUUAGAUCCUUAUAUUAGAAAAGAAAAGAGCAAAUCACUGGACAAAAUCUCAUUUCGUUCAGUUAUAAAAAUAAGCAUGACAUAUCCACAAAACCCCCAUAUUCGAGUUCCCAUAUAUGGCCUACAUCUUUAUGACAGUGUAAUGAUCUAUGUUCGAGCUAUUACAGAAGUUUUAAAGCUGGGCGGUGAUAUUUACGACGGGAAUUUGGUAAUGGGUCACAUUUUUAAUAGGUCCUAUCACUCGAUACAGGGAUUUGAUGUCUACAUAGAUUCUAAUGGAGAUGCUGAGGGGAAUUACACAGUCAUAACCCUGCAAAACGAUGUGGGCAGUGGAACUUCUAUGGGAUCACUAGCAAAAAUGUCCAUGCAGCCAGUGGGGUUUUUUGCCUACGACAAGAACUCUUUAAUACCGGAGUUUCGCUACAUAAAGAAUGAUAGACCUAUCCAAUGGCUGAAUGGUCGCCCUCCGCUUGCAGAACCCCUUUGUGGUUUUCAUGGCGAACUGUGUCCUCGAAAGAAACUGGACUGGCGAUAUCUGGUAACAGGCCCAUUGUGUGCCCUCGUAGUUGUGGUGGCCAUUGCCCUGUUGAUCAAACAUUACCGGUACGAGCAGACUCUGGCAGGGCUUUUGUGGAAGGUGGACAUGAAGGAUGUAACCGUCAUUAAUCUCGGCGAAUACAACAACCCCACUAACAAGAAUAUUUUUCAAAUCUGCCGCCAGAGCAUUUUAGUGGUUGGGGAGCCCAACAAGCGGUCCUUUACAAAUAUAGCCCUCUUCCGUGGAAGUAUUGUAGCCAUGAAAAAGGUUCAUAAGAAAAGCGUGGAUGUUACACGCUCCAUACGAAAGGAACUGAAACUAAUGCGAGAGGUACGGCAUGAGAACAUUAUCAACUUCAUUGGAGCUUCCACCGAUCACGGGGCCGUGAUUAUCUUCACCACGUAUUGUGCUCGGGGCAGUCUAGAGGACGUUUUGGCCAACGAAGACUUGCAUUUGGACCACAUGUUCGUCUCUUCACUCGUCUCCGACAUCCUGAAGGGCAUGAUCUUCCUGCACGACUCGGAGAUAAUAUCCCAUGGCAACCUACGAUCCAGCAACUGCCUCAUCGACUCGCGCUGGGUCUGCCAGAUAUCUGACUUUGGACUGCACGAACUAAAAGCGGGGCAGGAAGAGCCAAACAAGAGUGAAUUGGAACUGAAACGUGCCCUCUGCAUGGCGCCUGAGCUUUUGAGGGAUGCCUACCGACCUGCUCGCGGUUCUCAAAAAGGGGAUGUCUACUCCUUUGGGAUUCUCCUCUACGAGAUGAUUGGCCGCAAAGGUCCUUGGGGGGAUACCGCCUACUCGAAAGAGGAAAUAAUUCAGUUUGUCAAGUGUCCGGAACUGCUGCAGCACGGAGUAUUUCGCCCAGCCUUGACGCACACCCAUUUGGAUAUACCGGACUACAUUCGCAAAUGCCUGUGCCAAUGCUGGGACGAAGAUCCGGAGGUCAGGCCCGACAUCAGACUGGUUCGCAUGCAUCUAAAGGAGCUUCAGGCUGGCUUAAAACCGAAUAUAUUUGACAAUAUGCUAUCGAUAAUGGAAAAAUAUGCCUAUAAUCUGGAGGGUCUGGUUCAGGAACGUACUAAUUUACUAUACGAAGAGAAAAAGAAAACCGACAUGCUCCUUUACCAGAUGCUGCCAAGACCCGUAGCGGAACUCCUAAAGCGCGGGGAUCCUGUAGAGGCGGAGUGCUUUGACUGCGUUACUAUACUGUUCAGCGAUAUUGUGGGAUUCACCGAACUCUGCACCACGAGCACUCCCUUUGAGGUCGUAGAAAUGCUAAACGACUGGUACACCUGCUGCGAUUCGAUUAUUUCCAACUACGAUGUCUAUAAGGUUGAGACAAUUGGAGACGCUUAUAUGGUUGUAUCCGGGUUGCCCCUUCAAAAUGGAAGUCGUCAUGCGGGAGAGAUAGCCUCGUUGGCUCUUCACCUCUUGGAGACGGUGGGAAAUCUCAAGAUCCGACAUAAGCCCACCGAGACUGUUAAGCUCCGUAUUGGAAUUCACUCGGGACCUUGUGCAGCAGGCGUUGUAGGACAAAAGAUGCCCAGAUAUUGCCUAUUCGGCGACACGGUGAACACAGCAUCUCGGAUGGAGAGCACUGGUGAUUCCAUGAAGAUCCACAUUUCCGAGGCAACCUACCAGCUACUGCAAUUAAUUGGCAACUACUCCUGCAUAGAAAGGGGUCUGACGAGCAUAAAGGGCAAGGGCGACAUGCGAACUUAUUGGCUGACCAACCGCCAGCAAUCCGAGCUUACGCCGGACCUUAUAAGCACCGUGGAUACUUUGGAUUCCUACUGCUCCAUGGGAAGAGAAACUAUGGACAAAACUGUGCACCAAUAUUGCAGUUCAGCGUCCAAUAACUACAGAUUGGGGUCCUGCAACUGCGACACGAAGUGUUUGUAUAGCCGUCGAUCAGACGACAAUGUGACUAAUUCUCACGGCAUCUCCGAAUUUCCGAAGACCAGUGAGCCGACGCAGGUUAACUGCAAUCAAUUAUGUGUUUGUCGGUUGAACAGCAGCCAAGUGUUCAGUAAUCGAAGUCCUCGAUCUGCCCCUAGCAUCACAUUUAGACUAUAAGAAUUCAAUUACAUUAUCUUUAAGAUAUUCGAUCAAUUCUAUUUGAAGUGUAGUGUAUACGGUAUCUGGCUAGAUUUACAUACUGGCGUCCAUUAAUGUUUACGUAUUGCAGAUUGCGCAACACUCCUUGAGUUCUAAAGCCGGACUGAGUUUCAUUUGUUGAUACAUAUGUUUAUUGACAUUUAAGAUCAGAUAAAAGUAUACAUUUUAUUUGCACAUUACAUACUUUUGUAGUCAAACG
Molecule: messenger RNA, 3724 nt
Organism: Drosophila biarmipes
Lineage: Eukaryota; Metazoa; Arthropoda; Insecta; Diptera; Drosophilidae
Gene: Gyc32E
Product: guanylate cyclase 32E
Exons: 23
Coding region: 1-3483 (1160 amino acids)
Biological process (GO): cGMP biosynthetic process; protein phosphorylation; intracellular signal transduction
Molecular function (GO): ATP binding; protein kinase activity; guanylate cyclase activity
Source: RefSeq, a predicted model, not a curated record